This is a messenger RNA of Otolemur garnettii (small-eared galago), 2442 nucleotides long. It is a transcript of the gene CELF3, whose product is annotated as CUGBP Elav-like family member 3. Gene Ontology annotation, molecular function: mRNA binding. Gene Ontology annotation, cellular component: cytoplasm; ribonucleoprotein complex; nucleus. Bases 113 to 1537 code for a protein of 474 amino acids. Gene Ontology annotation, biological process: mRNA splice site recognition; regulation of alternative mRNA splicing, via spliceosome. The transcript has 13 exons. Lineage: Eukaryota; Metazoa; Chordata; Mammalia; Primates; Galagidae. The record is from RefSeq and is a predicted model, not a curated record.
GCCAGCCCCAGCUGGGCCCCCGGCCCCCACCACUUGCCUCCUUGUUGGGCAGCUCCCCUUGGCUUUUGGGCCUCUCCCUGCUCCUCUCGGCCCCUCCUUCUGGGCCGCCUCAAUGAAGGAGCCAGAUGCCAUCAAGCUGUUUGUGGGGCAGAUCCCGAGACAUCUGGAGGAAAAGGACCUGAAGCCCAUCUUCGAACAGUUUGGUCGGAUCUUUGAGCUGACUGUCAUCAAGGACAAGUACACGGGGCUGCACAAGGGAUGUGCCUUCCUGACAUACUGUGCCCGCGAUUCAGCCCUGAAGGCCCAGAGUGCCCUGCACGAACAGAAGACACUUCCAGGGAUGAACAGGCCGAUUCAGGUCAAGCCCGCCGACAGCGAGAGCCGAGGAGAAGACCGGAAGCUCUUCGUGGGGAUGCUCGGGAAGCAGCAGACAGAUGAGGACGUCCGGAAGAUGUUCGAGCCUUUUGGGACCAUAGACGAGUGCACUGUGCUCCGGGGGCCGGACGGCACCAGCAAAGGCUGUGCCUUUGUGAAGUUCCAGACCCACGCAGAGGCCCAGGCGGCCAUCAACACCCUUCACAGCAGCCGGACCCUGCCGGGUGCCUCGUCCAGUCUGGUGGUGAAGUUCGCUGACACAGAGAAGGAGCGAGGUCUCCGCCGGAUGCAGCAAGUGGCCACCCAGCUUGGCAUGUUCAGCCCUAUUGCCCUCCAGUUUGGAGCCUACAGCGCCUACACCCAGGCCCUGAUGCAGCAGCAGGCAGCCCUGGUGGCGGCUCACAGUGCCUACCUCAGCCCCAUGGCCACCAUGGCCGCUGUGCAGAUGCAGCACAUGGCUGCCAUCAACGCCAAUGGCCUCAUCGCCACCCCCAUCACUCCAUCCUCAGGAACCAGCACCCCUCCUGCCAUCGCUGCCACGCCUGUCUCUGCCAUCCCUGCUGCCCUGGGUGUCAACGGCUACAGCCCAGUGCCCACCCAGCCCACUGGGCAGCCUGCCCCUGAUGCUUUGUAUCCCAAUGGGGUUCACCCCUACCCAGCCCAGAGUGCCGCAGCCCCCGUGGACCCCCUGCAGCAGGCCUACGCGGGGAUGCAGCACUACACAGCCUACCCCGCAGCCUACAGCCUGGUUGCACCCGCGUUCCCGCAGCCCCCAGCCUUGGUUGCCCAGCAGCCCCCCCCACCUCCACAGCAGCAGCAGCAGCAGCAGCAGCAACAGCAGCAACAGCAGCAGCAGCAGCAGCAACAACAACAGCAGCAGCAAAGAGAAGGCCCUGACGGCUGCAACAUCUUUAUCUACCACCUGCCCCAGGAGUUUACUGACUCAGAGAUCCUUCAGAUGUUUGUCCCCUUUGGCCACGUCAUCUCAGCCAAGGUCUUUGUGGACCGGGCUACCAAUCAGAGCAAAUGUUUUGGCUUUGUGAGUUUUGACAAUCCGGCCAGUGCCCAAGCUGCCAUCCAGGCCAUGAACGGUUUCCAGAUCGGCAUGAAGCGCCUCAAAGUCCAGUUAAAACGGCCUAAGGAUGCCAACCGGCCCUACUGAGGGCUCCCAGGUCUGGAGAUCCCAGAGGAAGAGGCACCUUAUACCCUCUUCCCCCAACUGGCCCCUGCCCUCUCUGCACAUCUGCCCUAGGCUUUGAUUGGGCUCUGGGGCAAAAGCUGCUUCAUGGCCCUGGGGGCACAGGACACUGGCCAACUCCUAGCACCCUGCCUUUCUGCAGGGCUAUGGCUAUGCUUCCCUGGCUCCAAGGGCCUGUUUCCUCCCAGGUGCCCUUUUGGCCUUUGUGAAGGAGCUAGGAACAGGCUUGCAGGUUCUGGGGUAUCUGCCUUCUGCUAGGGCUCCUGUGAUGGGCCUUCUGCACCCAGUGUUUGUACUUGCCUCCCCCACCAGCCAGCCUGUUCUACCUGUACAGGCCCUGGGAGGACAGUGGAAGCCUCCACACACUCCCAUCCCCUUGCUCCCAAGAGGGCUGCCAGAGGCUGGCUCUCAUAUUCCCUUCCACCCUCAGCUAGAGGUAGGAUAUCCCUGAAUCCCGGGCUGCCAGCCCUAAAACUCACUGCCUCCCCCAAGGGCCCCCUCUAAGGAGGGUGUGGGGGAGCCCUGAGGGCUGCCUUUCCACCAGUCAGCCACAGAGACCCUUCUCCUUUCAUGAGGAAAAGACCUCCCCCUGAGCCCCUAAAAAUGUUUACAGUCUCUGCUGGUCUCCUCCGUGUAAAUGCCACUGCCACCCGUGUGCUAUCCAGCCCGCCCACCUGGCCGGAAGCUGCCGUCUCUCUCUUUCUGGGAGUUUAGACAAUGUUGUCCUUGGAUUUUUUCUCUCUCUCUUGAUUUCUCCCUUUCCUAUGGGGGCUAACUGGGCAUUUGGGAGGAGGGAUGUGGGGAGGGAUAAAGGGGUUUAUUACCUGAUCUAGAGGUUUUAGGGACAAGAAAAUGGGGUGGGGGUGGGA